AUAGCCAUACUAGAAAUCUUGCUUGCCCUCUUCCUUUUAUGUUACUAGAAAUUCUUUUAUAUUUGAGAAUUUGUAGUCGGCAAAACCUAUCAUCCUUUCUGACUUAUACUUGGAGCUCAGAAGAGCAAAGCAGCCAUGUCCACUGAGACUCCACAAACCGAAAUCGCAAGAUACCUUGCGCAAUCCCUUCACAAUAGAUCACUUAAAGCCAUCCAGAGAUCGUGGGAGCACCAGGAGCCGGAGGUUUAUAAAGCAAAAGCUGGACUGGGGAAACUAAUUAGAGAUAUUCUUGAAUUUAUCCAGGAUCUGCACAUCUACGACCAACACAAGCAGAUCAGCAACGACUGCCUGGAUGACUGGUUAUGGCGCUUUAAGGAAUUCUUCUACGCGACGGAGGACGUGCUCGACGACCUGGAUUUUAUUGAAUUUCGUAGCGGCAAAUGGCAAGGCGAUGGUGCUUCAGCGUUUGAGGAGAUGCGUUUUAUGAAAGCAAUAGGAAAGUUGCCGGAGGUCAUCAAGACAGCCGCUGGCCUCUUUAGUGAAAAUAAGCAUUUCAAGAACGAGCUGCAAAAAUCAAAACCAGUCUUCAGUAGCUUGGAUCAACAGAUAAUCACCGGUUCGGGACUCAGAACGUUGCCUUACAAGGUUAGGGAGUUGAAAGGACGAGCUAUGGAGAAGGCUAAAAUACUAGAGGCGAUAUUUCACAAAGCAGAAGGAGAAUCAAAGAAGUCGCCUGUAAUGAUCAGCAUCACCGGCCCGGUGGGAAUAGGGAAGACGGAUCUUGCCCGGGCUGUUUAUAACAGUGCACAAGUAGCAGCUGAAUUCGAUGUCAGAGCAUGGAUUUACAUGGGCAACCAUCAUCUUGGCGAGUGGUGGCUUACACUUCAAAGGUCAGUAUCUGCCUCCGUUUAUAAACAGAGCAAAAUUCACAGAACCAGUGGAUCGUCACUGGGUGAUAGCAUUUUGGAAACCAUGAAAACAGAAAUAAAAGGCAGGAAGGUGUUGAUCGUCCUGGACAACCUGACGGAGGGGUUCUGCGAUGACUUAUUAAAGUAUGGGGCAAAAGUGGGUAGCAGAAUAAUAGUGACUUCCCAAUUUAGACAUGUAGGCAACUCAGAUGAUUUGCUAUUCGAUGUUGAAUUGGAUGGAUUGGAAGAGGAAGAGUAUUUGAAAUUGUUCAAGGAAUGCGCACUCGGUGACAGAAAUCGCAACAAAAAUCCAGAGUUGGAAGAUAUAGUCGAAGAAAUAGCUAAAAGGUUUGGAGGAAAUCCCUUAGCUGCUGUGAGGAUAGGACGUCUACUGAAAUCACAAGCAGAUAAAGAUCACUGGAGGAUAAUCUCUCGUAGCAAUUUGGGCGUAAUUGAUCCAACAGAAAGUAACAUUUUAUCAGUGUUGAGACGCAGUUAUGAGCAACUACCAUGGCUUUCAAAGCAAUGUUAUCUUGCUUAUGCUUUGUUUCCCAAGAAUUAUCCGUUUGAAAAAGGUCAGUUGCUUCGCAUAUGGAACGCUACUGGAUUUGGUUCAUGUGACAGUUUUGGUGUUUUUUCAGAAAGAUCAUUUUUUGUGAGUUCAGCCAAAGAGAAUGACAAGCUCGUACUCCAGGCUACCUUGCAUGAGCUUGCAGACUGCAUAUGUGAUGGUGAAUUUUUUAGACUUGAGACUGAAAUCAAGGAGAAAGACGUCAUAGAAAUCCCACAUAAAGCUCAACAUGUGUAUGUUACGGCAGAUAAUUUUGUCAAAGUUUGUAAGGUAUUGCAAAAGCAGACGCACUUACGGAGUCUUGUCAUUGGUGGAACUCUAUCCUCUGAAGAACACAAGACAAAUUUUAUGGAAUUGUUAGAAGAGGUGUUGCGAAAUUGGAAAGGCUUGAGGCUAUUGAUGAUCUCUGUGCUUCCAUCUGGGAAAUUGCCUGGUGCAAUCGGUGGUUUGAGACACCUUCGAUACCUGGAAUUACCUACAGAAACAAUAACGAAGGACUCAGUUCAAGAGCUUCCUGCUUGGUUAUCUGAUAAACAAUUUGUUGGUUUAAGACAACUUCAGAAUCUGAAGGAGCUAAGGCAAGCAAUUCGAAAGCUUCAAACUGGUGAAUCAAGUGACGAAUUUGAAACAAUUGAAGAGCUUUCACCUAGGGAACCUAGAGAUUCGUCUGUUUCUCCACCACUGGAAUUUUCUAAAGAUGACCCACGAGUUCUCGAAGAAAAAAAAACUACGGAAUCUUGGUCUAAAUCUAAACGAGAGAGUGAUGAUACCGAAUAUGUGGAUGUUGAUGAAAAGCGGUGGGUUCUCGGUGGGUUCUCGGGUCGUUUCAAAGAUGAGGAGUUGCAGAAGAAAAUUUUGUAUUAUCAAGAAAUGAUUGGUUCUGUAAUUUUAAAUUUCAAUGUAUUUAUAUAAAUCUCUAAAUUACAACUUAUGAAUGAGAUAAAUAUUAUAUUUAA
This is a messenger RNA of Zingiber officinale, 2435 nucleotides long. Its product is annotated as disease resistance protein RGA2-like. The record is from RefSeq and is a predicted model, not a curated record. The transcript is spliced from 2 exons. The coding region runs from base 136 to 2391 and encodes 751 amino acids. Gene Ontology annotation, biological process: defense response to other organism. NCBI's taxonomy places the organism in Eukaryota, Viridiplantae, Streptophyta, Magnoliopsida, Zingiberales, Zingiberaceae. Gene Ontology annotation, molecular function: ADP binding.